AAGGUGAACUGUAACAUGGUGAUGGUCGGGCAUGUUGAUGCAGGCAAGAGCACGAUCAGCGGUCACCUGCUCUACUCCUUCGGCCAGCUCGACGACAGAACCCUGGACAAGUUCACCAAAGAAUCGACGGCCAUGGGAAGAGCCUCCUGGAAGUUCGCAUGGGCGAUGGACUUGACUGCUGAGGAGCGGGAGAAGGGCAAGACGCAUGAGGUCGGGCAGGCCUACUUCGAGAGCGAAAACAGGAAGUACACACUCCUAGAUGCCCCAGGGCACAGGGGCUACGUGCCGAGCAUGAUCGCAGGAGCGGCUCUAGCUGAGGUAGCAGUGCUGAUCAUCUCUGCAAGGACGGGGGAGUUCGAAGCAGGGUUCGAGAAGGGGGGCCAGACGCGGGAGCAUGCGAUCCUCAUCAGGAGCACGGGAGUCCGGCACCUGAUCGUGGCCGUGAACAAGAUGGACGAGUGCUCGUGGAGCAAGGAGCGGUACGACGACAUCGUAGGGAAGCUGCAGCCGUUCUUCAAGUCCAUAGGCUAUGGCUUGAGCGAGGUCGUCUUCCUCCCGCUGGACGGCCUACACGGAGUGAACCUCAAGUCUCGGAUGGGCCCUGACGUCUGCAGUUGGUACGAUGGCCCCUCCCUCAUCGAAGCCCUCGAUACGGUCAAGCUCGUCAAAUCGCAGCCCUCGCUCCCCGUCCGCUUCCAAGUGUCUUGCGCGUAUCGGGAGACAGACGUCUACCUGCUGGGGAAGUUGGAGUGCGGGGUGAUCAGAGCAGGAGAGGAGCUCCUCCUCCUCCCCGACAACUCGGUGAUCACCAUCACUCAGAUCUUCUUCGAGAGCACGAGUGUGGAGGAGUCGUCGGCAGGCGACAUCCUUCGCCUAAAGGUGAAGGGUUGCACGGAAGACGUUCCUGCUGGAAGUAUUCUCAGCCCGUCGAAAGGUGUUGGAAGGGCGAAGGCAACCAGAUGCAUUGAGGUCAAGGUGAACAUCCUGGACUGCAAGAGCAUUAUCGCUGCCGGAUACUCUUGCAUGUUCCACUGUCACUCCAUCGCCACCGAUUGCACUUGGGAAUCAGUCAUCUCAGUCAUAGACAAGCAGCUCGGAGAGGUCAAACGUCCGUUUGUUCGACGGGGUCAAUCUGCCGUCCUAAGGCUGGAGUUCUCCUCAGAAAUCUGUGUCGAGACAUACAAGGACUUCUCUCAACUCGGACGCUUCGUCCUCCGAGAGGACGGGUUGACUAUCGGCAUUGGCAUCGUCCUGAAUCUUCUCUGAGCUCCCAAUGGGCCCCAUCGAGCCGAGUUAGUCAUUUCAUUAAUCCACAGUAUUCUUAGAGUUGUCAUGCUCAACAGUGUUACUCGCCCCCCCUCU
Guillardia theta CCMP2712 is the source of this 1362-nucleotide messenger RNA. Its product is annotated as polypeptide release factor 3. Gene Ontology annotation, cellular component: translation release factor complex. The record is from RefSeq and is a predicted model, not a curated record. Gene Ontology annotation, molecular function: GTP binding; translation release factor activity; GTPase activity. Gene Ontology annotation, biological process: translation. The coding region runs from base 16 to 1266 and encodes 416 amino acids. Lineage: Eukaryota; Cryptophyceae; Pyrenomonadales; Geminigeraceae. The transcript is spliced from 7 exons.